AUGCUGGCUGAAGUGGUCGUAUUUUCAAUUCGUUGUGGUCCGCGCGAAGUUCCGCCAGUUCUGCCCAACUUGGUCCGUGGAUUGCCGUGGUGGAGAGAUAUGCUGUCGCGCAAGGGCCGUGGAGCUUGCCAUUUGUUUACCACCCGAAAUCGUUCUGCACCACCCAACUCGCAAGUUACAGACAGCGCACACGAGUCCGUACGCGGUGAAAGGCCGAACAGCCUUGUUCCUCCCAUGAAAACAUACUCUAGGAAAAUCGAGAAUAUCUCGACAAAAAAAAAUCAAAAGAAGCCAGUGCAGAACCCCCCAACGCCUAUCUCCAACCUUUUUGCGUGUGUCCUUUUAGAGCCCCCAAGACGGUUGCUCGAAUCGAGGCUGAAAGUAGAAGUUCAAGUGUAA
Messenger RNA from Pyricularia oryzae 70-15, 399 nucleotides. RefSeq lists its product as uncharacterized. The transcript is spliced from 2 exons. Lineage: Eukaryota; Fungi; Ascomycota; Sordariomycetes; Magnaporthales; Pyriculariaceae. The coding region runs from base 1 to 399 and encodes 132 amino acids. The record is from RefSeq and is a predicted model, not a curated record.